GGUCGCUUGCAGAAGACUCGGUGGCCGUUUUCUGUAAUCAGACUCCCAUCUCGACGACCUUGCAACCUAUCCCCUUCUCCUUUAUCACAGUCCAAUCAACCUUGCCAAUCACUCCCGAUAACGCCUCCUGAUCACAAGAGAUCCACUCCGGUGUGGUCGUAUCAGACAGAGGAAGAAUCGGUCCAUUCCAAGCCUCCUGCUCAAAGGACUCGGACCUAGACUGCUGCAACUACCUGGAUCACUUUGGUGUGCGUUUUCUUGCUUGCCCGUUCGCUCUCCUCUAAGAAGUCCUCAGCUGAUCUCGACCUCCCUUAUCGAACCCGAUGAGCGCCAACCAUAUCGAGGGCGGGGACAAUCUCUCCGAACCAACUUCGCAUCGUGCGUCGCUCGAUCCGGCACGAACACCUCGUACCAUGUCACCGCAUCAUGAUUCGGACGACUCCCUAGUAGAGGAGUCUUUGGCGGAUGACUUCGUCGCACAAACUCGACCCGUCAACGCACGAACGCCGUCGCCUCAACCGGCUCACGAUGACCUGAGCAGCAGUUGGCUCAGCCUCAGCGACCCUGGCUCUUCUACUUCGGGCUUCCCUUCCAGCGAUGACCACGAGGACGAUCUAGGCGGGCUUCGGCCGGAUAGCCCGGAGGGAGUCAGCCUGAACUUGAGUUCGAGCUGGAUCGACGCCGAAGCGAGGUCGACCUCCGAACAAGCUUCUCCACGAUCAGGACCUAGUAGCGAACGAGCACCCGGGUCUCACGGCCGUGACGAAGUUCACGGGGCACUUCCUGAGGGCCAUCUAAGUACCGACACUUUGCAUCGCGGCGAUCUCAUGUUACCAUCCUACGGUGAAGGACAGAAGGAAAUGUCGAGCAUCGAGAAGGUCACGGCCUGGGUCAAACCCGCCGAUCUUCACGGUACAAUCGGCUAUGAUCACGCUGAGCAGCACAAUGCCGAUCUGAUCUUUCCCACUCUGGACGCAUCCAUGCAAGGAACGGACAUGCAGGGGACGGACUCUUGCGAGACCAUCAAGCGCGCAACUCGCUUCAAUCGAUCCGCAUCCGAGUCGACUGUCAAGCUCAUGAGCAGUGACAAUAGAUCCGGAGACGCUCGGCAGUCCUUUCUGUCCGAUGUUACCGACCCUGAAGGAGGCUCCGAGUGUGGCCUCGACCACGACCUCGAGGGAAUCUCGGGGCAGCGAGAUGCCGUUUCCGCCUCCGAGGGAGAAGAGCUGGACGAGUGGGAUCUUGCCUCGAUCGAGCGAGAGCUCGGAGUCGGACGAGAUCAGACAGGAGGACGAGGUAUCCGAUAUCAAGCGGAACUCGGCCGCGAAGGCAGGCUUGGCCGAUACUCAGAGAGAGUCAACACCUCCGCUCGAGCCACAGACCGAAAGCACCUAAAGUCCAGGCAUAUAGAUUCGCACGAUGUCGGGCCAUCCCAGUCACAGAAGGAGAGAGAUCAAGCCGUGGGCAAAUUUUGGAUGGAGGAGGUUGGGAAACGCGCCGUCAGUCAGCCAGAGACUCGCGCAUGGGCGGAUGCCGUAUCCUUGAACAAUCGGUUCGAGGAGUCUUCACUCAAACGGCGUCGAUAUGAUCGACUCAGGAACAUUGCAUUCCUGGCCUUGCCCUUCAUCACGCUUGCCAUCGUUGCGAUGCUGACGCGGCCCUCCAUCGGCGCGAUCUCGCCUGCCGGACAUUCUAAAGCCCGUCACCCUGAGAGCCAUCCAGGCGGGAUCCGGCCCAAUGAACACCCUGCUCAACAAGCUGCAGAGUUUGAGGUUCAUGACGUUGGAAAGGUAGCCGGACAAGCUGCGGAAGUCAUACCAGCGGAGUUGAGGGUGAUGACACCCGACGCCAAGCCAUUCUUGAUCCAGGUCGAAGAGUCAAGUGGCAGUAGUGGACUUGCAUCCAUGAAGCAACGUACCCGAAAGGACAAAUUGGAUGCUGCCGCCAAACGAAUGGCGGACCAGUUCAGGCGCUUCGUGCCUACCCACUUUGCCGGAGGUGCUGUCAGCACCGAUCUCUGGUCGGCACAGCGGAUCUACCUUGGCAUACGUUCGAUCCGACUGGCUAUCCAUCGUGCUUCGGUGGCAUUGAUCGGUACAUUGGCAAAGAUCCCUAAGGGCGCUGCUGUAGCUCGUGCUCGCUUCAGUUACUGGAUCGCCCCUGCUUUGGACAGGACCACUUCGCUUGUGAUGAUCGACGGCAAAGACGCCUAUCAGUCCGCCCUCAUGGAAAUCCGUCAAGCCAUUCAACACCAUCGUAACAGCCUCGAUCGCGCCUACUCGAGGACCAAGAAGAAGGCAAGCAGAGUCGAGGAGGGGAUCGUUGAUUUGACGUUCAAGACAGGUGUUCGAGUGCGUCGCGCGAAUGCACUGUGGAAGGAUCAAGCUUCGCGCACGGUCGACUCGGUCCGACAGACACUUGACUUGCUACCCAAGCGAUUUGAGGUCACCAUUAGCGGACCCGCGCACCUAAUUCUAAGCAGAGCGCGGAACAUCUCGGAUGAAAUACGAUCCCGUAUAAUACGCCACCAUGAUCUGACCAAGGGACGUAAGAUGGCUUCCGCUUGUUCUCAGAAGAAGGAUGGAAGAUCGUGCAAGAAUGAAACGUCGGCUCUCGCCCAACAACAGCGACCGAAAGGCCGAUUCUCCUUUCGUCGCAAGCAUCAGCAAAGCGAAACGUCUCCUUGAACUGAAGUGAGUCCGGUCUGCCUCUACGGCACUGCAAGGGCUCGGCCUAAAUGAUCGUUGGCCCUACGAGGUGACGACGAAUCGCAACGCCAUUGUGGACCCCCGCCACAACGCUAACCAUUAUCGGCAUCCUCCGACCGAGCGAUCGAUCGAACUCUGGAUUAUGUAGCUCCUUUUCCACGGUUGUAUGAUCUGUUGCUCUUCCCACGCCUGAACCGCUCUCUAGCUAGUUUUCUGUUUGUUACUGUUUCCCUGUAUCGUUGAGCCUGUCUUAUCUCAUAAAUUAUUAUCGGUC
Molecule: messenger RNA, 2982 nt
Organism: Filobasidium floriforme
Lineage: Eukaryota; Fungi; Basidiomycota; Tremellomycetes; Filobasidiales; Filobasidiaceae
Exons: 4
Coding region: 324-2687 (787 amino acids)
Source: RefSeq, a predicted model, not a curated record